CAUGAAUAAUAAUGUAUUAGAAGAAGUACUUAAUGGGGAGAAUAAACUCCCUCAGCUGACCCAUAAAAGAAAAUUACGACUAAGAGGAUAUCGGAGUAGCAGAAAUACGAGCGAUAGAACUAUGGUUAACAAACCCCAGAUAGGACUUCAUAGGAUAGGCAACCAAAACCUAGAAGACCUUGAAAAGAAACUCAAAAAUUUGGAUACAGAGAAACUGUUUUCACAGCUCAAAGUAAACCCAAAACCAAUUGAACUUAAAAAGAAGUUAUUCAUGUCAAAGAAUACAUCUCAGACUGAACCGAUAUCAUUGAAGAAAAUAAGCAUAUCCUCGAAAACCUGAGAAAAAGUACCCAGAGAGUCAACCUUCGGGUCUCUCAGAAGGGUAAAUAAGCAUCAGCUGACAGAAAAGAAAUUCCCACAUGCUGGAAAGCCGAUCAACAGUUCUCCUGUAGUCCAGUUGAGUACAAGAAGCACUCGAGCUCAGAGACAAUCAGAGAUCCUUCGAGAGAGAAGGAAGAAGAUGCUGAGCAUCUUCGAUUCCGUUCUAGACUCGAGUCGCUUGAAGAAUUAUUACAGGAAUACCAAGAGAGAUAAUAGUAUUUCUUAUCGAAUAGAUGAUAAGAAUAUUGCUGAGCAAAACAUAAUCGUUAACAAUAAAAUCAAAAUAAAUGGAAGCAAGAUACAUAAGUGAAAGUACACAGUGACUCAUACACAAGCUGAUGCCUAUGAAGAAUCUAUGGAGGAUAGUAGCCGAGAGGGUCAAAAUACCACUCUUGAAGAUAUAAAAGGCUGUAUUGAUAGGAUAAACGUAGUGAAACACAGUCGAUAUGGAGGCAAGUUUACUACAAUAGUCAAUCAGCUCCCUUUGAAAAUUGACGAUAGUAAACACAAGAGUGUCAGGAAUAACGGAGCCCUCACACAAACUAUCAACAUCAAAUGUGGCCCAAGCAAGGAAUCUAAAUUCAGUAUGAAAGUGAAUAUCGCUAAAAGCACUGAAAGCUUCUCAAAUUCAUCUCCUUCACCAAGGCGGUGACGAAAGAACAACGACAAGCUUGACCAGAGAAUUACAAUCUUUGAUAUCCAAGCUCAGACUCGAAGAAUCAAGAACAACAAGAGUAAAAGCAUCAAUUGCACUUCUGUACGAGGUCCAAUUUUCACCCAAGAUACUUACAAGAACUCUGUCAAUAGAAAGUCGCGUAAUUCAAACAAGUCAAGCUCUGAAUAUACAGAGCCUGAAGAUGAUAGCGGGAUCUGCAAUAUUCAGCCAAUUUACACGAAAAAGAGUAUAGUUAAGAAGAAAAAGUUGCCAACCUUUAGACAGAAGAAGACUUCAAAGUCUUAUCUGUCCUAUUUGCCAAGCUUAAGACCUCACCAGAGUCAGAAUGAGAUUAGCUCUCCAUCACAUAGAAUCCCCAAAGUAGCUGAGACUAGUAGGAAGCGACCGGAAGUUCUCUAGGAAAGGAGUUUAGCAAGGAUUGUAUGUAAAUCUCAUUAUUCCUAGAAUUAAUCAAUUUUCAAUUUUC
Molecule: messenger RNA, 1523 nt
Organism: Moneuplotes crassus
Lineage: Eukaryota; Ciliophora; Spirotrichea; Euplotida; Euplotidae
Source: the annotation of a GenBank genome assembly